Diabrotica balteata is the source of this 744-nucleotide messenger RNA. NCBI's taxonomy places the organism in Eukaryota, Metazoa, Arthropoda, Insecta, Coleoptera, Chrysomelidae. The record is from the annotation of a GenBank genome assembly.
AUGUCCCAAUUAACUUUUCUUACCCAAGUUCAAUCGCAGAGAAGAACUGUAACCAACGAAGAAGAAGAAGUAAACGUGGAACUUCCUGCAGAUGUAAAGACUAAUUUAAUAAAACCUGAUACUGGAGAAGAUACACCGGAGACGGAAGACAGUGUAGAGGAAUGCAGAUUGAGAUGUUUCGAGAAGUUAUGUCAAGAGGACGAAGUUGAAAUUUUAUGCAAAGGGGCAAACUUUGCAAACAAAAAUGAGCAAGACCUUUUUUACCAGUCCUUUAUAGAAGCAGGGCCCGUACGGAUGAGGAGGUCAAGAUUAAAACAAAACACUUAUGAAGAUAGAGCUGAAGAUGUUUUUUUAAGUCUAAACAUUCUGUUGGGCAUAAAAGUUCUUUUAAAUUCUAUGUCUUGCUUCGUGAGAAAAGGAUCAUCAUCUGCAAAAAGGCGUUUUUUAGUCUGCACGGUAUUGGUAAAAAAGAGUAAGAAGACUGCAAUAUCUUUUUGUAAAAGUGAUAAUGUAUUAAUUGACUUCGGCGAAGAUGUUGCCGAUCCUGAUUAUGAAGACAAAGAUUUCAAAAUAAAUAAUACUAAUAAUGUAGUAAUAAUUCAUAAUGUAGUAAUAGAUAGUGACGAUGAUGUUGCUGAUCCUGAUUACCUGCCUGAUUCAAGACGUAAUCAUAAUGUGGUAAAUAAUUAUUAUGAUGACCCAACUAAACAACAAGUACCAUUACCAAUAAUUCCACAACCUUGA